Messenger RNA from Brenthis ino (lesser marbled fritillary), 2637 nucleotides. The record is from the annotation of a GenBank genome assembly. Lineage: Eukaryota; Metazoa; Arthropoda; Insecta; Lepidoptera; Nymphalidae.
AUGUCAAGCAAUCCUCAGUGGAAGAUGUUCCAGCCGCCAGAUUCACACUCCUCCCCUUUACAGGACAUAUUAGAUCUACAGCAAUCAAACAUGCAAGCCAAACAAGUUUUUCGUAAUGGUACUUACAGCAGUGAGUAUCCAAGUUCCCCAAGAGAUAACUUUAAUAACAUGGGCAACAAGAGUGGUGGUAACAGGUUCACUCUUGGUAACUACAACAUGGAUUCAUGCCCUAUGGGAGACUCUGCUAUGUAUUCGUCCAGUUCAACCAACAAUCACUCCCAAUAUGAUUCCAUGAGCCACCCACCUAUUAGGGAAACGGGCAUAAUUGAGAAAUUACUUCAUUCCUAUGGCUUUAUACAAUGUUGUGAAAGGCAGGCUCGUCUGUUCUUUCACUUUAGCCAGUUUGGUGGUAACAUAGAUCACUUGAAAAUUGGUGACCCCGUUGAAUUUGAAAUGACGUAUGACCGUCGUACUGGGAAGCCGAUAGCGUCCACUGUGACCAAGAUAGCCCCUGAGGUAGUAUUGAGUGAGGCAAGAGUAACGGGAGUAGUGACAACCGAGGUCAAAGGUGAAGGUUCAGGAGACAAUACUGGCCGCAUCUCAUAUGAGAACAGGGGAGAGUGUUUCUUUUUGCCGUAUACGAAAGAUGAUGUUGAGGGCAAUGUAACACUUCGCACUGGAGAUGCUGUCAGCUUCCAAAUCGCUACCAACCAAAGAGGCACACUAGGGGCUUGCCAUGUACGUUUUGAGAAUCCGGCCCACCCUGUGAAAUAUCAUGGGGUGGUAUGCUCGAAAAAAGAGAAUUUUGGUUUCAUAGAAAGGGCUGAUGUGGUAAAAGAAAUAUUCUUUCACUAUUCUGAAGCUAAGAUCAAGGAAGAACUGUCGUUGGGCGAUGAUGUUGAAUUUAUAAUUCAGACGAGAAAUGGCAAAGAGGUAGCAUGUAACAUAACAAAGCUGCCUAGUGGGUCGGUGGUGUUCGAGGACGUCAGUCCGGAGAUAAUGCGCGGGCAGGUGUUAAAGCCUCUUGAGCGCGGGAACAUGGUGCGAGUGCCGCAGAACGAUCCGUUGCCGGGUAGGAUCAGAUAUCGUGCUGCUGACCAUUCAGAAGUAGAGGUGCCUUUCGGAGAUAAAGAUCAAUGUGGCGAGUUCACCCUCCGCCAUGGCGACUGGGUGCAGUUCCAAGUGGCAACGGACAGACGGGACCAACUGAAACGCGCCACCAAUAUAUCUCUGCUCGACGAGUCUUUCAACGUUUCUGGAGAGCGGAGGGAACAGGGUAUCGUUUGCUCGCUAAGAGAGGGCUUCGGUUUCAUACGCUGCGUUGAACGUGAGCAAACCAUGUUCUUCCAUUUCGCCGAAGUGCUACGUCUCGGUCAGGAACUUAGUGUUGGCGACGAGGUGGAAUUCACAGUGGAUCCAGUGUCAACUUUCUCAAACAUGAACACGCGUCAGUCGGCAAUACGCAUAAAGCACCUGCCGGCUGGUAGCGUUCACUUUGAGACGCUUCUAGAACGUGGCGUAAGAGGUGUUGUGGCAAAAGAAGCACAGUCAUACUCGUCCUCUUCAAGCCCCACUAGAUCUUCAUCUUCGGAAACCGGUAUAAUAACUUGCCAAAUUAACAACAUGAAGAAAUCCAUCUCAUACACCGCCAAGAAGUGCGAGUCGAAAAUGUUACCGCGUGUCGGUGAUAAAGUCAUCUUCGACAUAUACCAGGUGAAGAGAACUAAGGAGUUAAUUGCUAUGGCGAUACAGACACAGCACAGUUUGACCAAUGGCAAUGCGAAUGGCGGUAUGAAUCUGCGACCCAUCAUGCAAGGCUUCAUAGCGGCAUUGAAGGACGGCUUUGGGUUCAUUGAAACUGCUGACCAUAAUAAGGAAGUUUUCUUUCACUUUAGUAACCUCGAAGGCAGUCCGGACGGUCUAGAGCUGGGCACAGAAGUGGAAUACAGUCUGGGUAGAGUGAGUGGUUCGGGCGGGGGCUGUGCUAGUGCUGAGUUUGUGAGGGUCCUUCCAAGGGGUAGUGUGCCCUUAGCUAAGCCCUUGGAACCUACUCUUAAUGGAACUGUGACACGUACACUGCGAGCUCUGAAUCCGGAUCAGGCUAAGUAUUCAGGUCUCAUCCAAACGGAGGGCGGUUCGUCUUACGAGUUCGGUAUAAUGGGUCUAGCUUGCAAGCGUGAGAUACUGCAAGUUGGCGAUCCGGUCACGUUCCAAGCGGACGUUCAGGGACGCGCCGCGAACAUCGUUCCCGUGAGGAAGAAGAGACGCGCUACAGUUGAUGCUAUUAAAGGUGGUUUCGGUUUUCUAUCACUAGAGGCGGAAGACACGCGCCGUCUAUUCUUCCACAUGUCCGAGGUGCGCGGCAACCCGUCUGACCUGCAGCCGGGUGACGCGGUCGAGUUCGUUAUGCUUACCAAUCCCCGCAACGGGAAAUCUUCCGCCUGCAACGUGGUGAAAGUCGGGAGCAAACCGGUAGCCAAAGCCCGCAGUGAGCGGCCGGAGCGUCUGCUCGCCCGUCUACGCACCAUCUCGCUAGACGAGCCGGGCCCUCGCGUGGUGCUCGUGCGGCCCCCGCGCGGGCCCGACGGCAGCCGCGGGUUCAGGCCCCGGCGACCUGUAGCUGAGCAACUAGCCGAG